Molecule: messenger RNA, 1257 nt
Organism: Glycine soja
Lineage: Eukaryota; Viridiplantae; Streptophyta; Magnoliopsida; Fabales; Fabaceae
Product: TATA-box-binding protein-like
Exons: 10
Coding region: 312-914 (200 amino acids)
Biological process (GO): DNA-templated transcription initiation
Molecular function (GO): DNA binding; RNA polymerase II general transcription initiation factor activity
Source: RefSeq, a predicted model, not a curated record
UCUAUCUAAAAUCUUGCCGUCUUCUGCUCUCUCUAUAUUUCUUUUCUCUCUCUAUAAAUAAGCAACCUUUACCUCAUAACCUUUCUUAAUCUCAUCAAAUCAAACCCUUUUUCAACGCUCACAUAUAAAUUUCUGCCACCAAAUCCUUCCCACUCUCCUCAAUUCUAUUCAUCUCAACUCAACAAUCUCUCAGAUCCGUGAAACAAAAACAAAAACAAAAAAUUCGAAAACCCUAGUUCUAUACAUAUAUUAAGGAAAAAAAGCUUUUUGCUGGUUUUGAGGCAUUGCAUUAAAUUGGAUUUUGAUUAUUCAUGGCUGAACAAGCAUUGGAAGGUAGCCAACCUGUGGAUUUAACAAAGCACCCUUCUGGGAUUGUGCCUACCCUUCAAAAUAUUGUGUCAACGGUCAGUUUGGACUGUAAGUUGGAGCUUAAAUCAAUUGCACUUCAAGCUCGUAAUGCAGAAUACAAUCCCAAGCGUUUUGCUGCUGUUAUUAUGAGGAUCAGGGAACCAAAAACUACUGCACUCAUUUUUGCAUCUGGCAAGAUGGUCUGUACUGGAGCUAAGAGCGAGCAACAGUCUAAAUUGGCGGCAAGGAAGUAUGCUAGAAUUAUCCAAAAGCUUGGUUUCCCAGCUAAAUUUAAGGAUUUUAAGAUUCAGAAUAUUGUUGGCUCUUGUGAUGUAAAGUUCCCCAUUCGACUGGAGGGUCUUGCCUAUUCCCAUGGUGCUUUCUCAAGUUAUGAACCAGAGUUGUUUCCUGGACUAAUCUAUCGCAUGAAGCAACCCAAGAUAGUCUUGCUUAUAUUUGUCUCUGGAAAAAUUGUUCUGACGGGAGCCAAGGUUAGAGAUGAGACUUACACAGCCUUUGAGAACAUAUAUCCAGUGCUUACUGAGUUCAGGAAAAACCAACAAUGAUUACUGUCAAGAGAGCAGGAGCAAGGUUUCCUGGUAGAGAAGAUUGCGGAACACCGGCUUGAAUUGAUUGAACUGUAAAUAUGAAGACAAGAGAUAUCUGUAAUCUGGAUUGAGUUUUAAUAAGACAUCCCUUUUUGUUCUUGUCUUUUUCUCUCUUUAAAAAAAAGAGGAUCCUGCUUUAGUAAAGUGGAAGGAAAAAAAACUGUGUAUUGAAUUUGACACUGAAAAAAAAAGAGAUUUAGAAGAGGCAGAAUAGAAAAGAAAAAGUGAGAAAUUCUAAGCUUGUUUAGGUAUGGUUAACUCAAGUAAGCAAGAUCUCUCACCAUUAGUGCGAUGCAAAUCA